This is a messenger RNA of Pimephales promelas (fathead minnow), 983 nucleotides long. NCBI's taxonomy places the organism in Eukaryota, Metazoa, Chordata, Actinopteri, Cypriniformes, Leuciscidae. The record is from RefSeq and is a predicted model, not a curated record.
ACUGCUGUUGCCUGCGAUCGACGCAUCAUACAGCGACUGGUUUGGUCUAGACUUUCACUUCUCAGAACAUGCUGGAAAUAAACGCUUUAAAAUUGUUAUUAUAAAAAAUAGAAGUAACGUAACGCUAAAUAGCGAGGAGCUCCUUGUUAAUUUGUUAAUGUACAUGUCUGUACGCGCUAACCCCCGUGUGUGUUUUGCGUGUAGUUUGAGUGAUUCUGCCUGAGAGGAUGUGUGAUCGCGCGGUUCUGACGCUUCGACUGGUUCGGUCCUUCGAGCAUCGCAACUUUAAACCGCUGGUUUUCAAAGACGUUGAUUUAGACCAGACCGUGGAGGAGUUUAUUACAUUUGCUAAGCAAGAAGUUUCAACCAGAGCUGGAUUGCCUCCUCCCUUCAAGCAGUUUGACUAUGAUACGAUGAAAAUCAUACACCAAGCACACGGAGCAAAGACGAAUGAGCUUGUAAUGAGCUUAGAGGACGAUGAGAAGUUGAUUCUGCGUGAUGGCUGCAGGUUACGAGCGUGUGCGGUUGCGAAUGAAACAGAACUUGCCUUCUUCAAAAUGGCCGACUAUAAACAGUUCAAGGCCAAUCCACACACAGAAUGGUGAUGGCCAUCAGGAUCCAACACCAGAGGCGCUUCUUUUCGGUUGUGAUGUGGGAUUGAAACACAUAUUUUAAUUAGAUCUAUAGCUUUACUUUUUAUAUUGUAGUCUUACAAUUCAUAUGUUGUCAGCACAGUUUCAAAUAUGCAAGUACAAUUUUGAGUGAAAAUAUUUUUUGUUUGAACAUUCUUACGUAAGAAUAUUCUUCUUUUCUUUCAGAGCAAAAUGUGUGUGUUGAGUACCAGUUAUUUAAGUGUUUUUUAUUUUAUUUUAUUCUUCAGUGAAAACAAAUCACGUACCAGAAAUCUUGUUUAAUUUAAAUGACACAUUGUAAGUUGUUUGCUGUUUUUGUUAAAUAAAGUUAUAAAUCAUGCUUUCACAACA